AUGUUUAAACCCAAAAGUUAGAAGGAUCAAUAAUAACAACCAUUUUACCUGAGUUGGUUUGCUAAUCAAGGAGAAAAUCCUAAGAGAGGAGGAACUGCACCAAAUCAAUCUCGAAAAGAUAAAUUAUCUCUGAAGAGUCCCUAUCAGCAACCAUUGAUCACUGUUUCUCAUUAGGCACCCAAUCCAUACACAAAAGCAAUAUAGCCUCCUAAAAGUUACCAAAGUAACAUCCAAUAGAUCUCAAAAAUCUAUGCCGGUUCAUUUUAAGGAAUGAUGAAAAGAAGGAGUGUUGAAAAAAGAUAUGAUGAUGCACCAAAGAGUGGAAGAGCCUCCUUUAAGCCCUCUAGGACUUUUACUCAAUAAAACUCAAGAGCAUUUCACUCACAUUAAUAAUUAAAUACCUUCGAACCAAAAUUCCAAUGUGAUAAUGUUAUUGCAUAUAAUUACGAAGAUCCGUAACUCACACCUAGAGACAAUGAUGAUGUUGAAAUCAUGGAAGUUGAUAAUGUCGAUAUAGAUUCAAAUGAAUCGAAUGAAGCUGACAGCGAAGGUGAUCACAACUUGUAACUGCCAACUUAACAGCAAGAGGAGCCUCAAAUCUAAAAGAACAAAUCAUUUGUUUAAAAAUAACUUGAGGAACCCAUAAUUAGUAUGAGGAAGGCAACUGCUACUCUAAACAGACCAUAAACAUCAGAGGGAGCCAGAAGAAAAAGGUUUGCCAAUUCAACCAAUGAAGUUUAGCAAAAUACAACUGAAAAAAAAGAUUCUGAAUUUUAGAUCUUUGAUUGUCACGCCAAUAUCAUUUAAGAGGAUGAUUCAGAAAAUUAAGAAAUGCAUUCCUAUUAUAACUAAUUAUUUAUUACCUUUAUUAUAUAGGAUCUACUCUCUAUACGUUCAGGACAGAGAAGAAAACCUACUGACAAUUUUAUUGAUAAUUUAGACAACAACGAUCGUCCUCCUUCAAGACAUAAAACUCCUCCUAAGGCCACAGGGUUGGAUUUACCUCUUGAGGCUGUUGAUUCAUUAGCUAAUCAUGAUAUCCCCAUUAAGAAUAUGUAUGCCUAAAUUGAUGACAAAGUUAACAACAACUUUAAUGAUGAUCUUGAUGAAUUUGAUCUUGGCUUUUUUAAAAUGAACAAUAAAUUUCAAUCUAAAGAUGGAUAUCACACUGAUGAAGGAAAAAAAAAUAACAUCAACUAUAAACAUCCUUAAUCGGCUAAUCUUAAAUUCAACAACAUUGGAUUAUCUAACUUGUCAUAUUCCCCUUUAAGUAAUUAAAUUACAUCAGCUCAUGGAUUUAGAGCCAACGAACCCUAGAUAGUUAUAAAAUAUAAUAAUAGCUCUUCAAUUAAUAAAAAUUAAGCUAAGUUACCAGUUAAGGUUCCCUUCCAGACCUCUUUGGGCUAAGAUUUCUUAUGCCUAUUUGCUAAUGAUGGUCCAGAUUGA
Paramecium tetraurelia is the source of this 1446-nucleotide messenger RNA. RefSeq lists its product as uncharacterized. The transcript is spliced from 8 exons. The record is from RefSeq and is a predicted model, not a curated record. NCBI's taxonomy places the organism in Eukaryota, Ciliophora, Oligohymenophorea, Peniculida, Parameciidae.